GGCCCGCGGGCGUCCAUUCGCUGAAACGCUGCUUUGGAAACACUUGUCCCGUAGCACUUCGUAAACAAGCUAGCCCUGCUGAACGUCUUGCCGUUUCGCCUCAGGACGGUUUCGUGGAGGAAAUAAUCACGGUCGGGGCUUUUGUCGGCGUCCGGACAGAUCACCUGCCUGCCUCACAUGCGCACUUCACCGGCGGGAUAAGGGAGUUUACCUGUCGGUGCCGUGGAUGCCGGGGACGGCUAAUCCACUUCUCAAACGAAAUCACUGCUGCAUCUCAACAAGUUUGUCCCAGAAGCGGAGAUGCUGGUGAACAGACUGAAACAACUCUCGAGCCUGGUUGCUGUCCAGGCAGAACAAAACUUGUGGUUUUCUAUUCGCAUGAAGUGGAGCUGGUCCACAUUCUGCUUCGUAUCGCUGCCCUCGGACAACGUGAAGACUGACAAAUGAGGACUGUAGCAGGAGGAAUCGCAGAUGACUCUGCUGCCAGCUUUUAAAACACAUCAGUUGUGCCAGCGUGGUUGGUUGUCAGUUAAAGAUUGCAGCCGAUGAGGAGUCCAGCAAGCCGGCAUGCAGCUUCACCGUGGCAUGGCUGUGUGGAAAGCGAGUUGUGUACUCGAGCAGGAAAGGUACUCGGUGCUGGGCAGGAUUUGUGAGCAUCUCUCGGCCUCCUAUGGGAAUAUACAGCGCGUGUGUUUUCCCAGCGAAGGGCUCCUACUUCUGACCAGCACAGGGUGGAAGCAGUGGACCAUUUCCACCCACCCCGCUGCAGUGGCUCAGUCUGAACGCAGGACGGCAGGCUGGUCUCAUCCUCACCAGACUGAAGUGAACCCACGAGUCAACAGCGUCACAUCCAAGAUGACUCCACAGCGUUGGGGCCACUGAUCAGCGCCCUUGAAGAAAAACCUUGUCGUUCCAAACCUGCCCGGACUCCACCGCAGCAGCUGCUGGAGUCCCCGUUAGACCACGCGGGCUUUCCGGUUCCUGUCGCCCGUUGCUGCGUCUGGAUGUGGAAACGCUGCGCGCAAACGAGCCGCGCGUCGAUGUUGCCGGACGGAACUCGGAGCGUGUGAAUUAUGAGCGAGCGUCGCAUGAGGAUGAAUCUCUCUUCGGUGAACUCCUCCUCGGGGAGAGCGGAGUCGGUGGUCAUUUCUUUGGGGUUUUCGGUCAUUUUCCUGGUCGGCACCGCGGGAAACUCCCUGGUCCUCGCGGUUCUGUUUCGCAGCGGACAGAUGAAUACCAAAACCACCAACUGGUUCAUCCUCAACCUGGGGAUAGCAGACCUGUCCUUCAUUGUUUUCUGCGUGCCCUUUCAGGCCACCAUCUACACGCUGGAUGAGUGGGUGUUCGGACCUGUGGUGUGUAAAGUCGUGCACUUCAUCAUUUUUCUCACCAUGUACGCCAGCGUCUUCACCCUGACAGCUGUUUCCCUGGACAGGUAUUUAGCCAUUUGCUACCCGCUCCGCUCCAGGGAGAUGAGAACACCAAAGAACGCCUUCACCUCCAUCUGCCUGGUUUGGGCCUUGGCCUUGGUCUUCUCCGGACCGUAUCUAAGCUACUACACACAGAUGGACCUGGUCGGCACUGUGGUGUGUAUACCCGCCUGGGAGUCCAAACCACGCAUCAUAAUGGAUGUCUGCACCUUCAUCUUUGGCUACCUCAUUCCUGUCCUGGUGCUCGGCCUCACCUAUGCCCGCAUCAUCCGAUACCUGUGGACCAGCGUGGACCCUGUUAAGGACAUGUCCGAGUUUCGGCGGGCCAAGCGUAAAGUCACCAAGAUGAUCAUCAUCGUCACUGCUCUCUUCUGCCUUUGCUGGCUUCCCCAUCACCUGGUCAUCCUCUGCAUGUGGUUUGGACAUUUCCCCCUCAACCACACCACCUACGUCCUCCGCAUCCUCUCCCACCUGGUGGCUUACACCAACUCCUGCUUCAACCCCAUCGUCUACGCCCUCGUCUCAAAGCACUUCCGCAAAGGCUUCAGGAAGGUUUUCAGCUGCACGCUGAGGAGGAGGGAGGUCAACAAGGUGCACGUCAUCCAGGCGUUGAACACGGUCAGCAGUGUGGAGACAUCCAACUAGAGACAACGGCUUUGACCCGGACCAGAUGAAGGAGAGGAAGAGCCAAC
Molecule: messenger RNA, 2122 nt
Organism: Xiphias gladius (swordfish)
Lineage: Eukaryota; Metazoa; Chordata; Actinopteri; Istiophoriformes; Xiphiidae
Product: galanin receptor 2a
Exons: 6
Coding region: 1074-2075 (333 amino acids)
Biological process (GO): G protein-coupled receptor signaling pathway
Cellular component (GO): membrane
Molecular function (GO): G protein-coupled receptor activity
Source: RefSeq, a predicted model, not a curated record